AUUGCAAUCAUGCGCUGAACGUGAUGGCGGCUUCUGGGAAGCUGGAGGAGAUUGUGGCCAAGCAGCAGAAAGAGUUACAACGGAAACAGCAGGAGCUGAUGAAGGCAGCAGCCGCAAUGCAACAGGUCUUCUCAGCACUGAGGAGAUGAGGCUGUCCGCUGACCUAAACUUUCCUUCUUUUGCAUUUAUAAUGAACUUUGAUAUUUUUAGAACAAAUUAUUAACUGCAUUUUAUAUAGUUUUAUUGAUUUUAUUUUUUUUAGUUGAUAAACUAUUUGAGGAGAUUUUGAUGUAUAUACAAUAUAUAAACUGACCCACAAUAAUUAUUUUAAUCAUGACUGGAUUUUAUUUCUGUAUUGGGUUUUAUGUAGAUCUGUGUAUUUAUGAAUAUCUCACAACCUGGUUCUAAAAGGAACUUGUAUCUACAUCCCUCAUUUAUACAACUUAAACCAAGCUAGAUUCAAUAAUGUGGCAGUUUACAGCCGAGUAUUUAGCUUUGUUUGUGUUUAUUUUCUGUAUCCAGUUUGCACAGUUUAAUCCAGAUGUCUGGUUUGCAUGAGGGAUGAAAGAGGAAUUUGUCUUUAGUCUGGAUCAAAAUUUCUUCUUAAAACUGUUACUUACUUAAACUGAUAAUGAUAUUGUUAAAGUGAAAUAUGCUGGUGUGUGAACGUUUGUGACAAUUUUGUCGGCAUUCCUUCAACGUGGUAUGAAUGAUAAAUAAAUAAGAUGCUAAAUA
Molecule: messenger RNA, 735 nt
Organism: Platichthys flesus (European flounder)
Lineage: Eukaryota; Metazoa; Chordata; Actinopteri; Pleuronectiformes; Pleuronectidae
Source: RefSeq, a predicted model, not a curated record